CACACAACACGCACACACGAGCGCACACACAACACGCACGCGCACUGUAUAUGUAAAACCGCUCGAGUGACGCGUGAGGUUCGCCCCGAUGACGGCGUUGGGGGAUCCCCUUAAAGCUUCGCUCCUCUCGACCGCGCACAAGCAAGCGUCUGGGGUGUUGCGCGCUCCCUAGCCGGAACAAGUCGCUCACUCAAGACUCGCGCGCCGCUCUCUAUCUCUCUCAUCUCGUCUCUCUCAUCUCUCUCAUCUCUCUCCGACUCUGUCUCUCACACAGCCUACACCGCCGCGGUCGGCGGUGACUGCUCUUCACGUCGUCUUGCAGCUGCUCGUGCCAAGUGGUUCCCCUACGCUCCGAGCGUCCGCGGGCAGCCGCGUCUCAGCGCGCCCGUGCGUCGGAGACGCGCCACUCACUCGCUGGGGAACCACACACACACCCCGCGUAGCUCUCAUCAGCAUCGUCGGCAGCUCUACCUGGUGUCAAUAUCGGCAUCAGCACUUCGUAGCGGCGGAGUCACCGGCGGUUGUUGUCCGCUUGAUUGUGGAGCAGGUGACCGACCGGGAGACGUUAACUACCAAACAUAUUUCACAAACGUUAAACACGCAUCAUCGUCGGCAGCAGCAGCCGCCAUCAUAUACAUUCUAUCGAGUAGAUGUUGUCCACUUAACACAUAAACUAAUGUGUCAUCAUCAGUAGCAGCAGCAUCGCGUAGAUUGCUAUAUUAUCGUCAUUGUCAGCAUCAUCACCGCCAGUUGCAGGAUCGAGUACUGUAACUUGCAUCAUCGUCAGCAUCCUCAGCAGCAGUUGCAGCAUCGAGUACUGUAUAUUGCAUCAUCAUCAGCAGCAACAUCAUCAGCAGCAGCAACAACAUCAUCAUCAGCAGCAGCGCGGCACGGACUCCAGUUCGCUCCGCGUGCCCCAGAUCGCAAGAAGCGCUGCCACCGCGGAAUGGCUCUGCGGCAGGAAUGAAGACGAGGUCUGUGAGCGCGCGCUCGGAGGAGGAGAGAGAAGCGAAAGAAGAAGUGGAGGAAGAGGUGGAGGAGGUGGAGGAAACCACGAGGUCUAGGGGAGACCACGCCAUGGGGGUCCGUCCAGGCGAAACCGGCGGAUUCCCCGGGGUGGACUCCACCCACGGCGGCAGCGGCAGUCAGGGGGAGGAAGGGGGAGGAGGAGACCUGCAUCUCGAGCCGAACCCGACCCCUGACAUUUGCGGUGGCGGUGCGAGUGGCUUAGCGGACAUCGCCGGACCACGUGAGACCGACAGGCGGCAGAGCGCCGACCGGGUGGCAGGGCAGCCACACGCCAUCGGCAGCGGCACCUCGGACUCGCGGAACACCCUCGGGUUGGAUCGGUUGUGCACGACGGAGAAUGGAUCCGUGCAGGAGGCAACGGCGCCAUCGGAAGAGGUGAGCAUGAUCAUCAGCAGCGGCGGCGGCAGCGGCAGCAGCAGCGGCAGCAGCACCAGCAGGAUCAAAGUCCAUCGCAACCAAGCCAGCCCCGGAUCCCUCGCGCGGUGCAAGAAGAAGAUCAAGGAGGAUCGCCAUCCGCAGACGGCCACCGCCACCGGCACGGACGAGGGGGGCUCCGCCCGGGAGGAGAUGAACGGUGGGUCGGGACCCCUCCCGGUGGUCACCGUGACCGAGCACGAGAGCGACCACCGUGAGUCGGACUCGAACGAGGCGGCGAGCUCGUCGGACGUGGCCCCGGGACUCCCGGGUACGGCGGAGCCGCGCGGAUUGAGUCCCGCGGCCGUCGCCGCCAGCCGGUCCCCGUCUCCGCAGCGCGUCCACUCGGCGUCCUCCUCCGACGGACUUCUGUCCUCGUCCUGCGAGGAGUCCGAGGGAGGAGGUCAAGGGUGGCCGGGGGCUGAAGGUCAGGGCCAGAGGAAGGCGGCCAACGGAGAGCAGAACAAGCGCCCCACGCACAAGGCAUGGAAGAGGAUCCAGAGCAUCAUGCACCGCACGCCGUUCAUCGUGGCUCUGAAGAAGCGCUACCCCUGGAUCCAGCUGUCUGGCCACGCAGGGAACUUUAAGACGGGGGAGCAGCAGGGCGUGGUCCUGAAGCGCUUCUGCGAGGGGGAGCAGCGGUGCCUGCGCUUGCUCAUGGGCGACGCGCUGCGCCCGUUCGUGCCCGCCUACCUGGGCGAGAUGGAGAAUGACGGCGUGCGCUACGUGCAGAUGGAGGAUCUGCUCACCGACUUCCACGCGCCCUGCAUCAUGGACUGCAAGAUGGGAGUGAGGACCUACCUGGAGGAGGAGCUGGCACGCGCUCGGGAGAAGCCGCGGCUGCGCAAGGACAUGUACCAGAAGAUGGUGGCGGUGGAGCCCGGAGCGCCCACCGCGGAGGAGCACACUCAACGUGCCGUCACCAAGCCACGCUACAUGCAGUGGCGCGAGACCAUCAGCUCAUCCGCCACGCUCGGCUUCAGGAUCGAGGGCAUCAAGGUGCGUGAUGAUCAGAAAAGCGACGGAUUCCUCAAGCAGGACUUCAAGAAAACGAGAACCCGGGAGCAGGUGAUGGAUGUCCUUGAUGACUUCAUAGGAAAGAAUGUCAACAUUCAGAUCCGAUACCUCGCCCGGCUGAAGGCAAUGAAGGCCACGCUGGAAGCCUCCCCUUUCUUCCAAACGCACGAGGUGAUCGGCAGCUCGCUGCUCUUCGUGCACGACGGGUGCGGGCGCGCCGGCGUGUGGAUGAUCGACUUCGGCAAGACGACGCCGCUGCCCGCGGGCCAGACCCUGAGCCACCGCGACGCGUGGAGCGAGGGCAACCGCGAGGACGGCUACCUGUGGGGGCUCGACCAGAUCAUAUCGGCCCUGGAGGGGCUCGCCGAGCGGUACGCCGCGGUCGGGGGCCUCCACAAACCGGCGAGGGACGCCGCUCACGGCCGCGACGGCGGCGGCGGUGACGGCGGCGGCGACGGCGGCGGUGACGGUGGAUGUUCCGUCGCGCCGAGCUGCGUGUCGGCAGAGUCGCCCUCGUCGGUGUCGCUAGCGCCAGACUGCAGCGUGUAGCGGUGUGUGUCGCGAGUGUGCACGCGGGCACACAGUACGUGCAAAGACACAAGGACAAAGAGCCCCCGUAUAGCCUGAACAGACUUGUUGGGGCAAGUGCUGUUAGCGAGCACCUAUGAAGGCCGGCACUGUGGCACACGACGGGGGUGGGUGGCCAGCA
Molecule: messenger RNA, 3169 nt
Organism: Petromyzon marinus (sea lamprey)
Lineage: Eukaryota; Metazoa; Chordata; Hyperoartia; Petromyzontiformes; Petromyzontidae
Biological process (GO): inositol phosphate biosynthetic process; phosphatidylinositol phosphate biosynthetic process
Cellular component (GO): cytoplasm; nucleus
Molecular function (GO): inositol hexakisphosphate kinase activity
Source: RefSeq, a predicted model, not a curated record